Messenger RNA from Carcharodon carcharias (great white shark), 2225 nucleotides. RefSeq names its product nudix (nucleoside diphosphate linked moiety X)-type motif 7 (gene nudt7). The record is from RefSeq and is a predicted model, not a curated record. The transcript has 4 exons. Lineage: Eukaryota; Metazoa; Chordata; Chondrichthyes; Lamniformes; Lamnidae. Gene Ontology annotation, biological process: coenzyme A catabolic process. Gene Ontology annotation, molecular function: acetyl-CoA hydrolase activity; coenzyme A diphosphatase activity. The coding region runs from base 1140 to 1856 and encodes 238 amino acids.
UUAAUGUAAUAAAACUUCCCAAGGCUUCACAGGAGAGUUACAAAUUAUAAUUAGACAUUGAGCCACGUUACGAAAUAUUGGGGCACUUGGCAAAAAGCUUGGUCAAAAAGGUAGGUUCUAAGGAGUGAGAGGCAGUGAGGUUUGAGGAGGGAAUUCCAGAGAAAGGGCCUCCAGGCAGCUAAAGGCAUAGCCACCAACGGUGGAGCAAUUAAAAUCGGGGAUGCACAUGAGGUCAGAAUUAGAUGAGUGCCAGUAUCCCUGGGAUUGGAGGAGGUUAUCGAGAUGGGGAAGGGUGAGUUGACGUAUUUUGUAAACAAGGGUGAGAAUUUCAAAAUGAUAGUGUUGCUUUACCAGGAAUCAACGUGGGUCAGCAAGCAUGGGACAAUGGGUGAAUGGGGACCUGCUGUGAUUAAGGCAGCAGCGUUCGAUGACCUCAUGUUUAGGGAGGGUAGCAUAUGGGAGACCAGCCAGGUGUGCAUUUAAGUCAAGUCCAAAGGUAACAAAGACAUGAAUGAGAAUUUCAGCAGCAAAUGAGGUGGGUUAGGGGCAAAGUCAGCUGAUAUGAAGGUGGGAAAAAGCGACCUUGGUGGUGGUGCAAAUAUGUGGUCGGAAGUUCAUUGUGGGGUCAUAUGACACCAAGCUUGCAAGCAGUCUGGUUCAGCCACAGGGAGUGGGAUGGAAUCAGUGGCUACGCAACAGGGGCAACAUUUAAUUUCAGGAAUAGUAGUGGCCAGUAUUCAGGGUUGCUAACUGCGGCUGGACACAGAUAUCAGGACCGUGCCUCCAACUACCCCAUCCUUACACUUCUGCUGUUGGACAGCCAACAUGCCCAUUGUCAAGGCAUGCCACUUUCCCAGGCCAAUCAGAAACAGAAUACACUUUUAAUUAACCGUUUGGAUAAUGAUAGACCUUGUAUCAAACAGCUGUUUUUUUUUUCAUUUCCAAUAUUUUUAUAACUAAUAAGUGUUCAAAGAAUUUGUCUUUUAGUGAAAGGCAGAAUUGUUUUGAAAUGUUACUUUUCUCCUGUGCUGCUCCUAGCAAUGCUCUGCAAAUUAUUCUUUAUUACCAGGAGACUCUAGUCCUGGAGGGUUGGUAACACUGUCCUCCCUUGAUGCAUUCACAGGGUCGUUUUCUGAGUGAUGCCAGCAUCAAGGGUGUCAUUGAACAGCUGCCUGCGCUCUGAGGAGGAAGGGUUGUCAAUUAAAGAGAAGAUCAAGCAUGUGCUGAAGAUGUAUGAUGUAGGAAGUAAAUACUCAGACUUGACCCUUCCCAGAGCAUCAGUGCUUGUGCCCCUGUUGAUAAAAAAUGAGGAGCUGCACGUUCUGCUCACAGUCAGAUCCAUGAAGUUGCACAGUAGCCGUGGAGAGGUUUGCUUUCCUGGUGGGAAGCAGGACAUGAGGGACAGAAGUGAAAUAGAAACUGCUCUUCGUGAAGCACAGGAAGAAAUUGGCCUUCCCCCAGCUCAGGUGGAAGUUAUCUGCAAACUGGUCCCCAUAAUCAACAAGGAUGACAUCCUGGUGACACCGGUGGUGGCAUUUAUAGGAGAUACAUUCAAUCCACAGCCCAAUGCUGACGAAGUGAGUGAUGUGUUCAUCCUUCCAUUGUACCACUUCUUAAAGUCGGAAGAGCACUCUUCAACUCCUUUCGAUGCAGGAAUGCUGCACUUCUUCACUUUUAAGGACCGGCAGUUAAAUAAGUCGUUCACUAUCUGGGGCCUCACUGCUCAACUUUGUAUUAUUGUGGCCUUUUUAGCUCUGGGCCAGAAACCUUUGUUUAAGGUCGAUUUUGACAUAGAUGAUCCCUUUGCAAGUAUGGAAAAGUAUCUUAUGGCAAAAUAUGCCACAAGUAAGCUAUGAGCUUACUGAUAGGUUUCCUUGUUCUGUCUUUAAACUAGCGGUGGUUAAACAAUAAUAUUUUAGUAAAAUCUGAAACUCUAUUUUAUGCUGGCCCAUUACUAGCCAUUUUAAUUGUUUAAUUUAUGUAAAGUCUUCUCAAUGUCUUAAUUUUUUAUUUGUCGUUUUCCAAACUACUGCCCUGCUGUAGUCAGCAGUUAACUAGGUUGAGCCUUUUGUGAUGUUACUGCAGUGUUUCAUGAUGACUUUUCUGAUCUCAUGCUGUGGAUUGAUGUGAAAUCUCAGCAGAGUACGUGUCACUUAAACAAAUAAAUACGUUAAAUAAUUAAUUGAUACUUAUACAGAAAAAUAAUAAAUCAUUUUAUUUACAAA